Coffea eugenioides is the source of this 602-nucleotide messenger RNA. RefSeq names its product costars family protein. The transcript has 2 exons. Gene Ontology annotation, biological process: regulation of actin filament-based process. The coding region runs from base 146 to 427 and encodes 93 amino acids. The record is from RefSeq and is a predicted model, not a curated record. NCBI's taxonomy places the organism in Eukaryota, Viridiplantae, Streptophyta, Magnoliopsida, Gentianales, Rubiaceae.
GGACCAUCUCUCUUCCCUAUUUAUCUCUCCUCAUCCCUUGUUAGAGGAAAAUCCAAAUUCAGGGAGGAAAAAUAUCUAAGAAGAAUAUACGUAAGCUUCCCAAAUUCUGAAGUAUACGUGUGAUUACAAUCCAACCGAAGACAAAAUGAAUGUUGAAGAGGAGGUUGAAAGACUCAAAGAGGAAAUCAAAAGGCUGGGCAAACUCCAAGAUGAUGGGUCAUACAAGGUCACAUUUGGCGUGCUGUUCAAUGACGAUAGAUGUGCAAACAUCUUUGAAGCCCUUGUUGGAACACUGAGGGCGGCUAAGAAACGCAAGGUUUUGACAUAUGAUGGUGAGUUACUGCUGCAAGGAGUUCAUGAUAACGUGGAAAUACUUCUCAAACCAACGCCAACAGCAACAUCGGCUGAAGCUGUCGCGAAGAGCUGAUAACAUACCAAGGCUGGUGUUUUGGUUUAUGUGCAAGGUAUUACUUAAGUGUCCCAUGUUUCUGUACAUCACUUCAAUGUCAAUCGUUAAUGUUGUUUGGCCAAGGAGCUAGUGACACAAGUGUGCCAAUAAUAUGCAUUUCAAUUUUAGUGCAGCUAAUGGUUUUCCAAUUCAA